Apus apus (common swift) is the source of this 1428-nucleotide messenger RNA. RefSeq names its product membrane associated ring-CH-type finger 4 (gene MARCHF4). Bases 1 to 1176 code for a protein of 391 amino acids. The transcript has 4 exons. Lineage: Eukaryota; Metazoa; Chordata; Aves; Apodiformes; Apodidae. The record is from RefSeq and is a predicted model, not a curated record. Gene Ontology annotation, molecular function: zinc ion binding; ubiquitin-protein transferase activity. Gene Ontology annotation, biological process: protein ubiquitination.
AUGUUAAUACAACCCGGCGCGGGCAUUUUCUGCUACUGCUGCUGCGGGCUCCUCCGUCCGAGACAGAUGUUGCGAAACCAAGGCCUCCUCAAGUGCCGCUGCCGCAUGCUCUUCAAUGACCUGAAGGUCUUCCUCCUGCGGAGACCCCCCGCACCGCCGCCGCCCUCCCCGCCGCCGCCGCUCCCCAUGCCCGGCGGCGCAGAGGCGGCGGCGGGGGCCGCACCGCCCGGGGGGCGCGGGCCCGGCUGGCGGGCGGCGGCGGCGGCGGGAGGCGGCGGAGCGGGCAGCCCGGCCGCCGAGGAGUGGGGCAGCCCCGCCGGGGAGCCGCCCGCCUCCCUGCCCAGCAGCACCUCCUCGGAUGACUUCGGCAAGGGCAAGGCCGAGGACCGCUACUCGCUGGGCAGCAGCGUCGACAGCGGCAUCCGCACCCCGCUCUGCAGGAUCUGCUUCCAGGGGCCCGAGCAGGGGGAGUUGCUGAGCCCAUGUCGAUGCGAUGGAUCGGUGAAGUGCACACACCAGCCAUGUCUGAUCAAGUGGAUUAGUGAGAGAGGCUGCUGGAGCUGUGAGCUGUGUUACUACAAGUAUCAUGUCAUUGCCAUAAGCACAAAGAACCCUCUGCAGUGGCAGGCCAUCUCUCUGACAGUCAUUGAGAAGGUUCAGAUAGCAGCGGCCAUCCUGGGUUCCCUCUUCCUCAUCGCCAGUAUCUCGUGGCUCAUCUGGUCGACUUUCAGUCCUUCGGCCAAAUGGCAGCGCCAGGACCUGCUCUUCCAGAUCUGCUAUGGAAUGUAUGGCUUCAUGGACAUUGUCUGUAUAGGUCUAAUAAUUCACGAAGGGCCCUCGGUUUACCGGAUUUUUAAACGGUGGCAGGCGGUCAAUCAGCAGUGGAAAGUGCUGAACUAUGACAAAACAAAGGACAUGGAGGAACAAAAAACAGGGACCAGGACAAAUCAGCGCCCCUCCUCCCAAACCACCCACUCGUCCUCCACUGGUGGUACAGCCACUAACUCCGCUCCAGCCGACAGCGGGGCACGGGCUGCUGGCCAUGCCACAGGCACCCUCUCUGACCACCACUGUGCUUAUACCAUCCUGCAUAUACUCAGCCACCUGAGGCCUCACGAACAGAGGAGUCAGUCUAGUAGUAACAGAGAGCUCGUCAUGAGGGUCACGACGGUCUGAGCCGAGGAAUUCAGGAGGCCUUAACACAAAGCAGAGGAGACAAAGAACUCAUAAAGCAGAGGAGCAUGGUGUGCCUUUUUCUUUCUCUUUUUUUCUUUCUUUUUUUUUCCCUUUUUUUUUUGUUCUUCCCCUCCUCUCCUUUCUUUCUCGGUAACUGCACAAGAUAUAAGAGGUGGCACCUGACCAGCUGAGGAAUAAAACAGGUGGAGGGAGAGCUGCACACUCAUGCUAGAGAGGCUCAUGUUUUCCAGC